AUCGAACGCGUCUUGAUUGACGCGUCGUUAAGCCAAUGAUCUCCCUAGUCUAUUGCGCGUGUCCGGCCCACCCGCGGGCGCUUUGCCAGCUCACAGAAAGUGCCACGACUCCAGACUCAGCGUCUGUUCCGAGUCAGUGAGAAACCGUUGGACUUUCGGAAACGGGAUUAUUGCUGGUACAGGACUUAGCAAAGAUGGAUGUGUACGACCCUCAGACCCUCGGCAUCAUGGUAUUUGGUGGCUUCAUGGUAGUUUCAGCUAUCGGAAUAGCCCUGGUCUCCACUCUUUCCAUGAAGGAGACCUCUUACGAGGAAGCCCUGGCUAAGCAGCGCCGUGAAUUGGCCAAGGCUCAGCCCCAACGUGGGGACAAGAAGAAGAAGGCAGCUGAGAAGAAAAGCAAAGCCAAGAAGAAGGAGGAGAAGCCAAACGGGAAGCUUCCUGAACAGGAGGAACAGCAUGACUCUGGCCAUGAACCUGCUUCAGAAACGAGUGAACCAGAGCCUGAAUCUGAACCCGAGGUCCCUGCUGCACCUGUGCCUGUUCCUGUAUCAGUUGCCCCUGUUGUUCCAGUCAUCCCAGAGCCCAAAGUUCAGGUGGCAGUGGCGAAGCCUGCUGUAGCAGUAUCCCCACCCGCGCUUUCCCCAAAAGAUAAGAAAAAGAGGAAGGUAGCCAAGGUGGACCCAGCCCCUGCUAAACCUGUAGAAAUUGUCUUAGAAACCAUGACCAAAGAGCCGGCUCCUAAGAACACCAAGGAUUCCGCCCAUAAGGACUCGACUUCUAAGGCUGCCAAGGAACCUGUUGCUAAAGUUGUAAAAGAACCAGCUGCCAAGGCCACUAAGGGUGCCAAGGAAGCAUCUCCUAAGGCUGCCAAAGAAUCUGUCGCUAAGGAGCCAUCUCCAAAGCCUGCCAAGGAACCUGUUGCUAAGGAAGCAUCUCCUAAGGCUGCCAAGGAACCUGUUGCUAAGGAAGCAUCUCCUAAGGCUGCCAAGGAACCUGUUGUUAAGGAAGCAUCUCCUAAGGCUGCCAAGGAACCUGUUGCUAAGGAAGCAUCUUCAAAGGCUGUCAAGGAACCCGCUGCUAAGGAACCGUCUUCUAAGGCCACCAAGGGCGCAUCUUCUAAGACUGCCAAGGAACCUGUUACUAAGGAAGCAGCACCUAAGCCUGCCAGGGAACCUGUUACUAAGGAAGCAGCUCCUAAAGUUUCCAAAGAAUCAUCUGCCAAGGUAGCAAAGGAAACCACCACUAAAGAACAAGGCACGAAAGUUGCUAAGGAACCAAGUGCCAAGGGAACGCAGGGACCUGCUGCCAAGCAGCAGGGUGGUAAAGCCAAUAAAGAACCUGCUGCUAAGGAAUCAGCCACUAAAUCGGCUAAGGAUCCUGCUCCCAAGGAACAAGUCGCUAAAGCAGUCAAGGAGCCUGCCAUUAAAGAAACAGCAAAGGCUUCCAAAGAAUCAGCUGCCAAGUCUGCGAAAGAAACGAAUGUUACAACUAAGGAGCCAGUUUUGAAGGCGGUCAAGCAGCCUUCUGUCGCUGUGGUGGCUGAGGUUGCCCCAGUGCCGAUCGUUCCACCCAAAGCUGAGCCGCCCAAACCUGAAACCUCUUCCAAGAAGAAGUCAAAAAAGAAGGCAGAACAAGCACCUGCGGUGGAUGUUGCAGAUGUUCCCCUGCUGUUACCAUUUAAAACUCUGGUCUCCACCCUGAGCAGUUCCAGUUUCAGUGACUCGGAGACGCAGAAGCUUUUGGAGAUCAUUAGUGACAAGGCGGGAGCUGACACCUGGCAGCUGGCAUCUCAGAGGGGUGACCCCUUGGCAGCUCUGAAGAAGCAACUGGAGGAGAAAGACAAGCUCUUGUCUGCUGAGCAAGAGAAUGCCGCGGCAUCCAAGACACGCAUACGAGAGCUCACUAAGGAGCUGAACACAGAGAAGAGCAAGACUACGUCGGUUGAAACUCGACUGAGCUCCGAGCUGAGCGCUCGCCAGCAGGAGAUCACUGCGCUGAACGCCCGCAUGAAGGCUUCCUACGAUGAGCACACGCUCCAGACACAGAAGCUCAACAGCAAGAUCCAGAGCCUGCAGGAUCGGUUGGAGAACGGCCCUGCUGCCCAGCUCGCUCGUCUGCAGCAAGAAAACGGCAUCCUGAGAGACGCUCUGAACAAAGCCUCCAGCCUCACCGAGAGCAUACAAAACGCUGAGCUGGUAAAGCUGCGGCAGGACGUGGUGCGUCUGAGCCGGGAGCUGAGCGAACGCACGGACGCUCAACAUGCCGACGAGGAGCGCCGAAAAGCGCUGGAAUCCAAAAUGGCUGCCACCGAGGAGCAGCUCACCCAUGUCAAGGCAGGGCGUGCGGAGGCUGAGCAGGUUUUGCAGCAGGCAUUGGAGAAGGUCAAGGCCGAGUUGUGUCAGGCGAAGAACAACAGCUCCACCCUGCAGGCCCAGCUGCAGCAAGCACAGCAGGACGGCAGCCAGCUCAGCGAGCUGCAAGAGCGUGUGCAUGCCACAGAGGUGGAACUAAAGGACAGGUGUGCAGAGGUGCAGGCUUUGAAGAGUCAACUCACUCAACUGCAGCAGGACGCACAGGAACAUGUCCUCGUGGAGGUUCAGGCCCCGCUGCAGUCUACAGCACAGGUGGAGAACUCUGAGGAACUGCAGCAGCUGAAGCACAGUAUAAAGGAGAAGGAGGACUUGGUGGCUUCUCUACAAGGACAACUAGAGAAGAUGAGAUCAAGUGCAGAGGAGACGGAGAGCUCGGUGCAGCAGCUGCAGGGAAGUCUUACACAGCGAGAGAGCAAGAUCUCGGCACUGGAGGAGGAGAUGAAGCAGCUGAGAGAACAGACAGAACAGCAGAAAUCUACAACGGAGAGCUCAGUGCAGCAGCUGCAGGGAAGCCUCACAGAGCGAGAGAGACAAGUCUCAGCACUGGAGGAGGAGAUGAAGCAACUGAGGGAACAGAUAAAGCAGCAGAACGAGGCGGCCGAGGCUGCGGAAGCGGAGCAGCCCUUUGAGAACUUGGAGAAAGACGCUCGUCUGAUUACUCUGGAGGAGGAGCUCCUGCAGCUGAGAGGGCAGGUGGAGCAGGCGAAGGCCGAGAGCAAGGAUCUUCAGGAGAAAAAUUGUGCUGCCUCUGAAGCUCUUGCUGCAGCUGAGCGAUUGAGUGAAGAAAGACUGAAACAAGCAAUGAUUGCCCAGAAUGAAGUCAAACAGAAGCUCGAGGCUCUCCAGGUGCAAACUAAGACGGCGCUCCAAACCCUCUUUCCUCACAUCGCUAUAGAAACAGAACAGAGUAACUGGUUGGAGCUGUUCACACUCGGCGCACAGGAGACACUCGCGCACAGUCAGCAGAAUGCAUCUGAAGAUAAAGACUCAGCACUAACAGACACUCUACAGAAGUUAAAGGAAGCUGAGGAGAAACAGACAGCGCUGCAGGCGCAAUGUGAGCAGUACAGAGCCACUCUCAGUGAAACGGAGGGCAUACUGAGGGAUUUACAGAACAGUGUGCAGGACGGAGAAGCCACAUGGAAGUCCAAGAUGUCUGAAGUCGAGGAACAGCGGCAGGCGCUCAAAGGGCAGGUGAUGCUGCUAGAAGCACAGCUGGAGAAACAGCUGGAGUCCAUCAGCUUCACCCAAAGCUGUGCUGAGGAGGUGGAGCAGCUAAAGACGUUGUUAACGACCACUCAGAGUCAGCUGGAGGCGGCCCAGUCGGACGCUCAGAAACAGUGUGCCGAGCUCUCAGCAGUCAGACAGCAGCUCCAGGCGGUGACCGAACGUGUACGGAGCAAAGAGGACGUGCAGCCCGGCCAGGUGCAGGCACAGCUGGAGCAAGCAAACGUCCGACUGCAGACAGAGGUGAGCGUGCGCCAGCACGUGGAGCACAACUACGACCAGGCCCAGAGGUGUGUGGGCGACCUGGAGGCCCAGGUGGCAGAGCUGAAGGCAGCAGGAGAAGGAGCCGCCACCGAGCUGAAGGAGAGGCUGGAGAAGGAGGCGAAGCUGACCCAGGAGCUCAGCGAGACCUCUGCGACGCUUCAGCAGAAACUGAACGACACUCAGGAGGAGCUCACCAAAGAGAAGGAGGUGGUGAAGAGCCUGCAUGAGCAGCUACAGGAGAAAGUGCAGCAGCAGGUGCUGUUCUCUUCCCAGUGACCUCUGUCUCUGUUAGGCUGCCAGUUAAUUGGAAGGAGAGGAGCUGAAGGAAGGAACUUCCGUGUGACGUCUCGGCAGGAAGGACGAGAAGCCGAAACACCAAAAAAUGCCUUAAUUUUUCUUUUGUCUCUAAUUGUUUGUGUACUGUAUUAAGAGGAGCGCAAAGGGAGGGGAGUGACAUACCGGGUCCAAACACAAAUUUAACAACUGAUUUAUAUUUUAAGUAGAAUUCUUUAAGUAUGUGUUUUUUUUUUUUUUUUUUUGUUUUUUCUUACCAUCCACGUCCAAGACUCAUCACAUUCCUCCGAUUGUCAGUGUUACGAAGAAAGGGCAAAGUGCAUGUGCGUCAGACGCACAACCCCGUGCAAUCACUCACAAAGACUGUCCUUCACAUGGAAGUGAAGAGAAGGAACAUUUCACGUUACAGCGAUGCAACACGAACCUUUACGCUGCUUGUAGUCGGCUGCUGACCAAAUGUGAUUUAAAAAAAUUAAAAUAAACAUUUAAGAGAUUA
Tachysurus vachellii is the source of this 4653-nucleotide messenger RNA. RefSeq names its product ribosome binding protein 1b (gene rrbp1b). The transcript is spliced from 27 exons. The record is from RefSeq and is a predicted model, not a curated record. NCBI's taxonomy places the organism in Eukaryota, Metazoa, Chordata, Actinopteri, Siluriformes, Bagridae. The coding region runs from base 195 to 4139 and encodes 1314 amino acids. Gene Ontology annotation, biological process: protein transport. Gene Ontology annotation, cellular component: endoplasmic reticulum membrane.